Trichoplusia ni (cabbage looper) is the source of this 1894-nucleotide messenger RNA. RefSeq names its product insulin-like growth factor II. Bases 248 to 913 code for a protein of 221 amino acids. Gene Ontology annotation, cellular component: extracellular region. The transcript has 5 exons. NCBI's taxonomy places the organism in Eukaryota, Metazoa, Arthropoda, Insecta, Lepidoptera, Noctuidae. The record is from RefSeq and is a predicted model, not a curated record. Gene Ontology annotation, molecular function: hormone activity.
GCGCGCCGCCCAUCUCCGUCUGCGUAUAAUAAGCGCGCGCGGCGCACGCGGCGACUCGCCAGCGCGACCACAGCAGCGCCGGUGCACGACGCGCGUAGUGUGCACUCCGCGACCUCGCACCUCGCACCUCACACGGUCACCGCGGCAGCCCGGCGCUACCGACCACGCCGUCAAGUGACACAAUACUACUACACAAACAACAACAGUCAACAAGCGGAUCAUAGUCACCAACACAAAAUUAGUAAAUAUGCUAGUAAACAAGGCAGUGCAAUUAGCCGUGUUGGCGGCAGCAGUGCUCCUAGACAGCAGAGUAGAGGCGGCUAGUUCUCCCACACUCAAGUUCUGCGGAAGACAACUCAGCGAGAUCAUGAGCAGAGUCUGCCACGCUUACAACAGCCCAUGGGAUACACCCACAGUGGAACAACCAGGCUCUUUGGUGAGAAGAAGACGACAGGUACGCAGAGGUAUAGCUGACGAAUGUUGCACUCACGGAUGUACGUGGGAGCAGCUUAGCGAAUACUGCUCCAUAAGUGCCUAUACAGAAUCACCACUGGAGGAGAUGGGGGCGCACAUAAUAGCGGACAGAUCAGCGGAGCAGGGCGCUACAGAGUCGAAGGGUGCAGCGGCGGCGGCAGCGGCGCCAGCGGCGGUAGGCAGCGAAGGGGGGGCGGGGGCGCGGAGCCGCGGGUACGGGCGCGCGAGGGCGAGAGGCCGCCGUUGCUGGUGCAGGCGCAAGCGCCGCUCGGGCCGGCGGCGAUCCUCCCUCAUGGGUAACAUGGACCUCGUAAAAAGUGCAGCACGCGCUGCUCCCGUGGUGGGAACCGUAUCGCCUCUAAUCACGUGGGGCCGGACCCUCAACACUGACGCCUUGACAGCCGGCCGGGACCAGUACGCAUAUGUCGUUUACACCUAAUAAAACCUAUGGUUGUACACAACGGUUGACGACGCCAUUACCAGCAAUGUGAAUAACACACGAAGCGACUCAGUGUACGAAUGUACAAGACGUGGUAGGUACAAUGUUUUAGUGUUCAUUAAUAUAUGUAGCGAUUUGUUAAGUAUUUUUCCUAUUGCAGUGUCUAUUAGAUUAAGAACGACUAUUAUUCAAGUGUUCUUCUUUUCGAACGCUUUCUUAAUCUCUAAGUAGAUCACAAGUAUACCUUUAUUUUAGGAUGCUACUUCUCUGCUAAUGUUUAUUACUAGCAUUGUGUAUUAUAUCGCCGUAUACAAUAGAAUAAUGAAGGCAUAAUUUUCAUUUGCAAUUUUAAAUUAAAUUUCUGUAUUCUAUUAUUGAUUUACCAUUUUUUUCCUUUUUUCUUGUCCAUUUACUAAACAAGUAUUUAAGUAGAUUUUUUUAUUAGGACUUGGAAACUCUUUUUAUUUAAUAGAAUUACGCGAAACCGAGAUACGAUAUUGAAGUGGACAAAUAAAGAGGAAAAUAUUUAAUAGUUGUUAAAUAAUGUAUAGUUAGAUUUGCAAUAAAAUUAACAUUCGCCAUAAUAGACACCCAAUUAAUAAUUUAUUAUUGUCUAAGAUGUGUACCUAUACGCUACCAAUAAAUCUCCUACCAUUUAAGAAUUAACGAUCUCUAAGACAUCUGUGAUAACUCCAACUGAUAAAAAUAAAUCAUUAAUUUAUGAAUUUUAGUUAUGUCAGCAUACUGUAUAGUUGAAUGUAUCUCCUUAUGUUAGAAAACGUAUGUAUUUAGACUUAAGGUAGUUCUAAGUUCAGAGUGGAGACUUGUGUAACGAUAGACAAGUCUGUUUGUGAGUGGUCUACACAACAUAUUGAGAGAAGCCGAUCAAGCAAGACUUGUGUACUUUACGCAUGGUUCUACCGUGACUGAACUGACUGACUAGAUGGAUGCUGUAUUAAAAAUGACAUUUAUAUCUAAAAA